AUGUAUCAAUCGAGUGAUGAAUUUCAAAGCGAUUAUACCAUUCAUGUCAAUGCAAAACAUGUAAUUCAAACCAAUACAAACGUUCAAUUUAGAAUCAUUGACAUUCCGAGUCGAUGCUAUUCCAUGAAUGAAUGUCAUCGAGGAAUUUUCAUGGGAUCGAUUGGAAUACUCGUGGUGAAUGCAGAAUCGUUUGAUUUUGAAUGGCAAGUAUCGGCGACACUCAAUCCUAUCAUGCAAGUAAUGAUGGCCAAAUGGUAUGGAAUGAAACAAUUGAUCGUUUGUGUGAAUCGAAUGGAUAUCUUCCAACAAACGAAAUAUUCGGAAGAAAAAUUUCAUGAAAUUCACACACGAAUUUCAAAGGAUUUGAAAAAAAUAGGAUUUGAAGAGACGAUAAUCAUUCCAAUUAGUGCAAUGUAUGGAUAUAAUGUGACAGAACGCUCAGUGGCGCAAUUUCUGAGUUGGUAUUCGGGAAAAUGUUUGCUUGAAGUAUUGAAUGAACAAGGCAUGAAAUUUCAAUCUGAAAAAGCGUUGCAAAAACAUUGUGCGACUCAACCAUUGUUUGACGAUUACAAAUUUACAAACAUUUCAACAAUCCAUUCUCCACUAAAAAUACCAAAGAAACUAUCAUUUUGGGAUUUAUUGAGUAUUCAAAUUUUUAAUAAGGACUGCCAAAAGGCAUACACCAAUGACAUUGUGGGAAUUUGUUUGAGCUCACCGAUAUUAGAAGACAAUCAUCUCACUAUAGUGGAACACAAAAAUGUGGCGACAAAAUCAGGAUUUAUCAUUAGUGAUCCAAAUUUUGAGCCAUGUUGUUUUAUUAAGAGUUUUGAAGCACAUGCUAAAAUUGUCAAGUCCAUAGAAAUUCGUAAAAUAGGACGUGUAUUUCUAGUUUAUUAUGGAUUCUCUCGAAUUCCGUGCCGAGUUGAGAAAGUAUUUCGCGUGAUAACUAAAAAUGGUCAAUCAUGCUCGAACAACAGUUUGCAUACCAUAGUGCUUGAGAAAGGAGCUGUUGUAAUAUUUAAAUUCAUUCCUCAAGCAAAAAUGCUAGCUAAUGAUCCAAAAAACGAAACAAAGCUGUCACGAAUUUUAUUGUUAAACGAUGAUAGAGAGGUGGUUAGUUUUGCCAAAAUUACAAACGUAGAAAGAACGAAUGAUGAGCGUAACGAUUUAUUGAAAAGAUUAGAAGAACUGUUAUUUCACAACAAGUCAACACCUAUAGCAUGGUCAUUUCAAGAUGUCACUAUUCAAAGCUUUCAUUAA
Molecule: messenger RNA, 1260 nt
Organism: Naegleria lovaniensis
Lineage: Eukaryota; Heterolobosea; Eutetramitea; Acrasida; Naegleriidae
Exons: 2
Coding region: 1-1260 (419 amino acids)
Molecular function (GO): GTPase activity; GTP binding
Source: RefSeq, a predicted model, not a curated record